CCAGCCUUAAAAACUGCGUGUUUUGUGUUGUCUCUAGUUUAGUCUGACUGAACCCCUCCCCCCUUCUGGUUCAACCUACUUGUCGUAUGCCCAUUACAUGCGUGGCAAGAAGACCAGAUCCACUUACGUACACUGCUGUCGCAUAAGUUAUAUCAAUCGCAUUGAUCCCCCUUCCCGCUCACACACUCUCUGUUCGAUGUGAAGCUGUCUCAUCCCCUUUUCUUUCGUUCUUGAUUCCAUUCGACCAACAUGUCUUCCGCCAUCCAGCCGGCGGAUGGCUCCCCAUUGUUACGGCCGCGUGUCAUUGCGGCUGGAAAGAGACCGACAGAUCCCACAUCCGUUCCUUCUUUGGAUAGCUUAGAGUCAAGCGGCCACUCAACACCUGUCCCCGAAGAUGCCCCGCCCUCACUCCAUUCGAUCUCGACCGCCAGAAAACAAGCUCGAGCCCGGACACGAAUAUUUUAUACCAUUGACUAUGUGCCUCGAGUAUCUCAUUUCGACCCGAGGAGCGACUACCGGAACUUUCGCGGUUUCUACACCCUCUUUUGGAUUGCAUUGUUCAUCAUGGUCGUCACCACGGCACUUCGCAACAUCAAGGAUACUGGCUACCCGUUGAGAGUGAGGGUCUGGAGUCUGUUGUCGGAGAAUGUGUGGUCUAUGGGUAUAAGUGACCUGGCCAUGGUGGUCAGUAGUGCUGCGGUGCUACCCCUCCAUCGCUUGAUCAGAGCCGGCGGAAGCGCCCUGCGCUGGAAAGGGGCAGGCAUAGCUCUACAAAGUAUCUUCGAAGCCGCCUGGGCAUGUCUGUGGAUCAAUUGGCCUUUCAUGAUGCGCUGGACCUGGACCGCGCAAGUAUUCUUCACUCUCCAUACCUUAACCAUUUUGAUGAAAGUACAUUCAUAUGCCUUCUACAAUGGCCAUCUCAGUGAGACAGAGCGUCGCUUGUCCUCGCUCGAUAAGCCGGGUUCUGUGUCAAUGGAGGCUCCGGUGCCAUAUCCGGAUGCCUCCCCUCGGCGACAUGCUGCAACGCGGCGCCAUAGUCAACAUGCUCGGUCAGAAUCAAUUGCAGAGUUGCGCGAGGACCUAGCCACAGAGCUGACCUCUCCGAUGGGCAAUGUCACAUAUCCACAGAACCUUACGGUCCUCAACUAUGUGGAUUUCAUCUUCUGUCCCACCCUGUGCUACGAGUUGGAAUACCCGCGGAACAGUGACCGAGAUUGGAUCGAAAUCGGCCUGAAGACUCUGGCAAUCUUUGGGUGCAUUUUCCUUCUGACGCUGACUAGUGAGGAGUUCAUUCUUCCGGUCUUGAGUGAAGCCAACGUCCAGCUCCACACCGUGUCAAGUAUGACCGAAAAGGCAUUAAUCAUGGCGGAGACCAUCAGCAUGCUUCUCUUCCCUUUCAUGAUUACCUUCCUGCUUGUCUUCCUUGUAAUCUUCGAAUAUGUGCUGGGGGCUUUCGCAGAGCUGACUUGUUUUGCCGACCGUCACUUCUACUCGGAUUGGUGGAACUCAUGCGACUGGCUGGAAUUCUCCAGGGAGUGGAACAUCCCCGUGCACCACUUCCUCCGGCGCCAUGUAUACUUUCCCUCUCUCGCCAAUUUCUCCAAGCCCGUGGCCAUGUUCAUCACCUUCCUUGUCAGCGCCAUCGCUCACGAAUUGGUCAUGAGCUGUAUCACCAAGAAGCUGCGUGGCUACGGCUUCCUCGCCAUGAUGCUGCAGCUGCCCAUUGUUGCGGUCCAGCAGUCCAAGUAUUUGAAGGGGAAAACCAUUCUCAAUAACUCCUUCUUCUGGCUCUCAAUGAUCCUCGGCUUGUCCAUGAUGUGCGCGCUCUACGUCCUCGUCUGAAGUCAUGCGAUACUACAACACCCAGACUCCCAUCCGAAUAGACUCAACCCUCCAUCCACCCUGCGUUACAUCCCGCACAUAUUUCGCCCAUAAUCCCCCGGCGCUAUAACCCACACCACCCAAUAUAUACCAUAUUAUGUCCGAUCUGAUUCAGAUAACCAGCUCCCUUACUUUUCUUUCAUGUGUUAGCAAUUGCCCCUUAUAUAUGUUCUGCCACACUUAUUGCAUGAGUCGCUCACCCUCGUCCCCUUCAGCCCCGUUAUAUUCAUGGAUACAAUUCAGGU
Aspergillus saccharolyticus JOP 1030-1 is the source of this 2126-nucleotide messenger RNA. Its product is annotated as putative sterol o-acyltransferase (APE2). Gene Ontology annotation, molecular function: ergosterol O-acyltransferase activity. The record is from RefSeq and is a predicted model, not a curated record. Lineage: Eukaryota; Fungi; Ascomycota; Eurotiomycetes; Eurotiales; Aspergillaceae. Bases 250 to 1842 code for a protein of 530 amino acids. Gene Ontology annotation, cellular component: endoplasmic reticulum membrane. Gene Ontology annotation, biological process: ergosterol metabolic process. The transcript is spliced from 6 exons.